AUGGCCGCCGCCGCUGCUCCCCCCAAGCGCACGCCCGUCGCCGAGUGCGACAAGAUCCUCUGCAAGCCCGGCACCCCCUUCGAGCUCGAGACUGUCGAGAUUGCCGGUCGCCCCACCACUGUGUGGAAGAAUGCUCCCAAGAGCUUCCGCAGCUACCUCCUCGAGAAGAUGGACCAGUACGCCGACCGACCGUUCCUCAACGCGCCCGUCCCGGAGCCUGGAAACCCCGAGGACCGCGAGAUCUUCACCUUCGGCGAGGUGAAGAAGUACGCCGUAGAGCUUGCCGCUUGGCUCGUCCAGCGCGGCACGCGGCAAGGCGACAACGUCGGUGUUGUUGGCUUCAACUCUGCUUACUGGGUCAUUGCCUGGACGGCGGUGCACAUCAUCGGCGCUGUCCCUGUCAUGGUGAACGCCGCGACGCAGCCUGAUUCGCAGGUGCACUGUCUCAAGAUUGCGCGCCCUGCCAUUGUGCUCUGUGAUGCGGCGACCGCCGCCGCCCUGGCGCCCCACCAGGUCACGCUCGCCGAUGCGGGCAUUCAGCAGAUCUACUCUUGGCAGAGGACGGAGCACCUCGGCAAGAUUCUCGGCAUCCCCUUCGUCGACUUCAAGCAGCUCGACGUUCCGCCGCAGCUCACGCAGCCCAUCCUCGAGGGCCGCGGCUUCGGCCUCGAGGACCAGACCCCCGAGUCGGACGGCAACAUCUUCUUCACCUCCGGCACGACGGGAUACCCCAAGGCUGUCCUCUCCUCUCAGCGCGCGGCCCUGCACAACGUUAUCUCAUCAGUGUACGGCUUCUUCCGCACCGGCAUGCGACAGGGCGCGACUGUCGAGCAGAUGCAGGAGAUGGUGCUGAACGCUCCGCCAGUGCAGAACGUGGGCCUCAUGGGUGUCCCCUUCUUCCACGUGACGGGCAACCUUUCCAUCCUGCUCAAGUUCUUCACAGACGGCAACCAGCUCGUCCUCAUGCGCCGCUGGAACGUCGACGAGGCCGUCCGCCUCAUGGUCAAGUACAAGGUCAACGUCAUUGGCGGAGUGCCCGCCAUCGUGCUCGCGGUCAUGCAGAGCCCCAAGCUGCCGAAGGACUUCCCGAUCACCGGUGUCAGCUACGGCGGUGCACCUAGCCCGGAGCGUCUCGCGGGCGACAUCAAGAAGCGCUGGCCCGAGAUCGGCCUUGCCUCCGCUUGGGGCAUGACCGAGACGAACGCGCCGCACACAGCCAUCGCGGGCGAGGACUUCGUCGAGCGUCCCAAGUCGUGCGGAUACCCCCUACCGGUUGCUGAGGUCCGCAUCGUUGACCCCGACACCCGCGCCGUCCUCAAGCCAUACGAGCGCGGCAUGAUCCAGGCCCGCGGCAUGACCAUGAUGAAGGGAUACCUGAACGACGCAGCGGCCAACGCCAAGUCCUUCGACAAGGAUGGGUGGUUCGAGACCGGCGACGCGGGAUACCUCGACAACGACGGAUUCCUCUUCAUCAGCGACCGCUUCAAGGACAUUGUCAUCCGCGGUGGAGAGAACAUUAGCUCCGAGGAGGUUGAGAACGCCAUCUACCAGGACGACAGGAUCGCCGAGGCUGCCUGUGUCGCCGUGCCGGAUGACCUGCUCGGCGAGCUCGUCGCGCUUGCCGUCUCGCUCCGUCCCGGUGCCAAGGCGACGCCAGAGGAGAUCAUGAAGAUGGCGGCUGGACGACUCCGCUCCCACGCCCGCCCUGCCUUUGUCUGGGUCAGCGAAGAGCUGCUCCCGAGAAACGCCAACGGAAAGCUCAUCAAGACCGAGAUCAAGAAGACCGUCAGGGAAUUGUACGCAAAGCGUCCCCAGCAGGGCGCUAGGCUGUAA
Trichosporon asahii var. asahii CBS 2479 is the source of this 1833-nucleotide messenger RNA. RefSeq names its product long-chain-fatty-acid--CoA ligase. The transcript is spliced from 2 exons. Bases 1 to 1833 code for a protein of 610 amino acids. Gene Ontology annotation, molecular function: CoA-ligase activity. NCBI's taxonomy places the organism in Eukaryota, Fungi, Basidiomycota, Tremellomycetes, Trichosporonales, Trichosporonaceae. Gene Ontology annotation, biological process: secondary metabolic process. The record is from RefSeq and is a predicted model, not a curated record.